Rotaria sp. Silwood2 is the source of this 846-nucleotide messenger RNA. NCBI's taxonomy places the organism in Eukaryota, Metazoa, Rotifera, Eurotatoria, Philodinida, Philodinidae. The record is from the annotation of a GenBank genome assembly.
AUGUCAUUAUCAUCAUCACAAGUGAUUCUUACUAUUUCUCAAUAUUAUACUAUUUAUAGUAGUUUCAUUCUUUUAUUUUCUGGUAUUUUUGGACAUACUGCUAUCAUUUUUGUAUUAGCUCAUCUCAAAAGUUUCCGCGGUAAUCCAUCUGCUUUUUAUCUGAUUACAGAAUCGAUUGUUGAUUUGCUGGAAAUAAUAAUUUUAUUAACAUCUCGUAUUGCAAUGUAUGGUUUUGGUAAUGAUCUAACACAGAUAUCAUUAUUUUGGUGUCGAUUAAGAGCGUUAUUUGUACAAUCUUUUACUCUUAUUUCAUUUAGUAUUGUUUGUUUUGCUGCUAUUGAUCAAUAUUUAUCAACAAGUUAUUAUCCAUUUUUAAGACAAAAAAGUACAAUAAAAUUAGCUAAACUACUUACUAUUAUUGCAAUAAUAAUAUGUAUCUUACAUGGUAUACCAGUGCUGUUUCUAUUUGAAAUUCAUUCAACCUAUGGAUGUUAUGCAUAUAAUGUUAUUUUCUUUAAUUAUAUUACAUAUUUCUAUUAUCUUAUACUCACUGGUGCUUUACCAAUUAUUAUUUCAACAAUUUUUAGUGUAUUAGCUUAUCAAAAUGUUCGUCAUAUUGUACGACGACAUAUGUCAAUGAGUCGACGAAAAUUUGAUCAACAAUUGACAGCAAUGAUUCUUAUUCGAGUUGGAUUUUUAGUCAUUAUGACAUUACCGUAUGUUUUACAACGUAUUUAUACACUUAGUACGCCCAUCACUAAUAGCAAUAUAAUGUCUCAAGCCAUUGUACAACUUAUUGCAACUAUUACUACUUCAUUUUAUUUUCUUAACUAUACAGUAAGUUAA